Messenger RNA from Caretta caretta (loggerhead turtle), 3604 nucleotides. RefSeq names its product recombination activating 1 (gene RAG1). Lineage: Eukaryota; Metazoa; Chordata; Testudines; Cheloniidae. Gene Ontology annotation, biological process: V(D)J recombination; adaptive immune response; pre-B cell allelic exclusion. Gene Ontology annotation, cellular component: nucleus; endodeoxyribonuclease complex; DNA recombinase complex. The record is from RefSeq and is a predicted model, not a curated record. Gene Ontology annotation, molecular function: double-stranded DNA endonuclease activity; ubiquitin protein ligase activity; sequence-specific DNA binding.
AUGGACGUGCUGACGUCACCAAGCAUGGGCCUGCACACCAUACCAGAAGAAAUCCAGUACCCGUAUACUAAAUUUUCUGAAUGGAAGUUCAAGCUGUUUAAAGUGAGAUCAUUUGAAAAGGCACCUUCUGGAGACAACCAAGUGGAAAAUAAAGAGAAAGCAGAGAAGGAGGCUUCUUUGGACAAUGGCACUCUGAUGCAGAUGGAUGUGGCAGUUCCAGUGGUAGAAAAGCCACUUCUGGCAGAUACAGACUUAAAUCACAAUAAGCAGGCUCUUGAAAAAGAUGCUGACAACCUGAAAAUACAAGAGAAUGCAGCUCAUCAAGCAAACCUGCAGCAGCUCUGCCGCAUCUGUGGAGUUUCAUUUAAAACUGAUCGCUACAAGAGAAGUCAUCCAGUGCAUGGACCAGUGGACUGUGAAACUCAGGGACUUCUGAGAAAGAAAGAGAAAAGAGCAACAUCUUGGCCGGAUCUGAUUGCCAAGGUUUUUAAGAUUGACGUGCGAGGAGAUAUCGACACAAUCCACCCUACUCGGUUUUGUCACAACUGCUGGAGCAUCAUCCACAGAAAGUUCAGCAACGCCCCAUGUGAAGUGUAUUUCCCGAGGAAUAGUACCAUGGAGUGGAAGUCCCACUCCCCAAACUGCACUGUUUGUUAUACUGCUCGUUGUGGGGUCAAGAGAAAGAACCAGCCAUCCAAUUUACAGCUGGGCAAAAGGCUCAAGAUCAUUGCAGAACUAAAAACUAAAGGUGCCCGAAAAACUAAAGGUGUAAAAAAACAAGUACAGGUGAACAACAAAAACCUUAUGAAAAAGAUUGCCAACUGCAAGAAGAUACAUCUUAGCACCAAACUUCUAGCAGUUGACUACCCUGCAGAUUUCGUUAAGUCCAUCUCUUGCCAGGUCUGUGACCAUAUUCUGGCAGACCCAGUGGAAACGACAUGUAGCCACUUAUUCUGUAGAACCUGCAUCCUUAAGUGCCUCAAAGUUAUGGGCAGCUAUUGUCCUGCCUGCCGAUACCCUUGCUUCCCUACCGACCUGGUGAGUCCAGUGAAAUCCUUCCUGAACAUCCUCAAUUCCUUGGCUGUGCGAUGCCCAGUGAAAGAAUGUGAUGAGGAGGUUUUGCUGGGCAAAUACUGCCAUCAUUUGUCCAGUCACAAAGAGGUGAAAAGGAAAGAGAUUUACACGCACGUAAAUAAAGGUGGCCGACCGAGGCAACACUUACUCUCAUUGACCAGGAGAGCGCAAAAGCAUCGUCUGAGAGAACUUAAGCUUCAAGUCAAAACUUUUGCUGAGAAAGAAGAAGGAGGUGAUAUAAAGGCUGUGUGCCUAACUUUGUUCCUGCUGGCUCUGAGAGCAAGAAAUGAACACAGACAAGCAGAUGAGUUGGAAGCUAUAAUGCAAGGAAAGGGAUCAGGGCUUCACCCAGCUGUUUGCCUGGCAAUCCGAGUCAACACCUUUCUCAGUUGUAGCCAGUACCAUAAAAUGUACAGAACGGUAAAAGCUAUAACUGGGAGGCAGAUCUUCCAGCCAUUGCAUGCUCUCCGCACUGCUGAGAAGGCACUCUUGCCAGGUUAUCAUCCAUUUGAGUGGAAACCCCCUUUGAAAAAUGUGUCCACUAAUACAGAGGUGGGAAUUAUAGAUGGACUGUCAGGCCUGCCACACUCAGUUGAUGACUACCCAGUAGACACGAUUGCCAAGAGGUUUCGAUAUGAUGCAGCCUUAGUUUCUGCCUUAAUGGACUUGGAGGAAGACAUUUUGGAAGGCAUGAAAGCACAAGACCUGGAUGACUACUUGAAUGGCCCAUUCACUGUUGUGGUGAAGGAGUCUUGUGAUGGGAUGGGAGAUGUCAGCGAGAAGCAUGGAAGUGGACCAGCUGUCCCUGAAAAGGCAGUUCGAUUUUCUUUCACACUCAUGAACAUCACUAUAGCUCAUGGUAAUGAAAAUGUAAGGAUCUUUGAAGAAGUCAAGCCCAAUUCAGAGCUGUGUUGCAAGCCCUUGUGCCUUAUGCUGGCUGAUGAAUCGGAUCACGAGACUCUGACAGCCAUCCUGAGCCCUCUCAUAGCAGAAAGAGAGACCAUGAAAAGCAGCGUUCUGCUUCUUGAAAUGGGAGGCAUCCUCAGAACAUUCAAAUUCAUCUUUAGGGGUACAGGGUAUGAUGAGAAACUUGUCCGUGAAGUGGAAGGCCUUGAAGCCUCAGGCUCUACUUACAUAUGCACCCUUUGUGAUGCAACCCGCCUGGAAGCCUCUCAGAACUUGGUCCUCCACUCCAUAACAAGAAGUCAUGCUGAAAACCUGGAGCGGUAUGAAGUAUGGAGGUCCAACCCAUAUAAUGAAUCUGUUGAUGAGUUACGUGACAGAGUGAAGGGUGUUUCUGCCAAACCUUUUAUUGAGACUGUUCCUUCCAUAGAUGCAUUGCAUUGUGACAUUGGCAAUGCGGCUGAGUUCUACAAGAUAUUCCAGUUUGAGAUAGGUGAGGUGUACAAGAACCCUGACAUAUCUAAAGAAGAGAGGAAGAGGUGGCAGUCGACUCUUGACAAGCACCUUAGGAAGAAGAUGAACCUGAAGCCCAUAAUGAGGAUGAAUGGAAACUUUGCUAGAAAGCUUAUGACCAAAGAGACAGUGGAAGCAGUAUGUGAAUUAAUAAAGUGUGAGGAAAGGCAUGAUGCACUAAGAGAACUGAUGGAUCUUUACCUUAAGAUGAAACCAGUGUGGAGAUCUUCAUGCCCAGCCAAAGAGUGCCCAGAAUUGCUGUGUCAGUAUAGCUUCAAUUCACAACGUUUUGCUGAGCUCCUGUCCACAAAGUUCAAGUACAGGUAUGAGGGCAAGAUUACAAAUUAUUUUCACAAAACUCUUGCUCAUGUUCCUGAAAUUAUUGAAAGAGAUGGCUCCAUUGGUGCCUGGGCAAGUGAAGGGAACGAGUCUGGGAACAAAUUGUUUAGGCGUUUCCGAAAAAUGAAUGCCAGGCAGUCAAAAUGCUAUGAAAUGGAGGAUGUCUUGAAGCACCACUGGCUGUAUACCUCUAAGUACCUGCAGAAGUUCAUGAAUGCCCAUAAUACAUUGAAAAGCCAGGGCUUCACAAUCGAUCCAGGGCAGAGUUUUGAAGACUCUCUGCCAUUGGAAGACUCUUUAGAAAUGACUGAUUCUAUGGAAUUCUAAACAUAACGAUAAUUUGAAUUGGGUUUGCAAUUAAGUCUUCCUAGACAGGGUGCAGCAAGGCCUGCAAAUAUCACUUUUACACUGAGUGUUAAAGGGAAUCUGUCCCUGCUCAGAGGAGUUUGGUAAACAUCUGGAUGGUAGUUUCCAGAAAAUGGUAAUGCAGAGUUACUGGUUGGUGUCAUUUUCCAGCCAUUUUGUGAGGUAAAAGUGGAAAGAAAGGUGAUUAAUUUACUUUGGUCUCAGAUUAUUGUUUAAUAAAUAGCCAAAGUGAACCAAAGUUUUUAGACUAUGUGAUAUGUGUGAAAUGAAGAGAAUUCAGAAGAGUUAUGACAGUUACAAAGAAAGUGAAGAUGGUUUUUUUUCUGUUUGCAUCAUUGCAUUUUAUUUACUAUUUAAGAAUAGUUUUCCUUUCUUUAAUUGAUGGCCUCUUGCUUCUUAAAAGUAAAGA